This is a messenger RNA of Carassius gibelio (silver crucian carp), 1490 nucleotides long. RefSeq names its product claudin-3-like. The coding region runs from base 53 to 1186 and encodes 377 amino acids. Gene Ontology annotation, cellular component: plasma membrane; bicellular tight junction. Gene Ontology annotation, molecular function: structural molecule activity. The transcript has 2 exons. Lineage: Eukaryota; Metazoa; Chordata; Actinopteri; Cypriniformes; Cyprinidae. Gene Ontology annotation, biological process: bicellular tight junction assembly; cell adhesion. The record is from RefSeq and is a predicted model, not a curated record.
AAGCAUCAACCAUUGUGCUGAGCGACUUUCCUUUGCGAAUUCUGAAAACAGAAUGGCAGCUCUAGGAUUAGAGAUGCUAGGGGUCACUUUAGCUGUGUUCGGUUGGAUUAUAGGCAUUUUGUCUUGUGCUUUGCCCAUGUGGAUGGUAACAGCUUUCAUCGGAGUGAACAUUGUAACUGCGCAGACCAUAUGGGAGGGAAUCUGGAUGAACUGUGUGGUGCAAAGCACUGGUCAGAUGCAGUGCAAAAUCUACGACUCCAUGCUGGCCUUGAGCUCAGACUUGCAGGCAGCCCGGGCUCUGUGUGUGAUUGCCAUUGUGAUGGGAGUACUGGGAUUCCUUCUCUCCAUUUUGGGGGCCAAGUGCACUAAAUGCCUAGAUGAGGAGCGCAUAAAAGCCAAAGUUAUGAUCGCCGCUGGAGUCACCUUCAUCUGUGCUGCGGUCAUGCACUUGAUCCCUGUGUGUUGGUCUGCUCAUAAUAUCAUCAGGUCCUUCUACAACCCUAUAAUCAUCGAGGCACAAAAAAGGGAGCUAGAAGAUAUGUCUUUAGGCCUGGAGCUCAUCGGUAUUGUGUCAUGUGUGCUGGGCUGGCUUUUGGCCAUCGUGGCUUGUACUCUCCCAAUGUGGAGGGUCACAGCCUUCAUCGGCUCCAACAUUGUGACGGCUCAGAUUAUCUGGGAUGGCCUGUGGAUGUCCUGCGUGGUUCAGAGCACCGGACAGAUGCAGUGUAAAGUCUAUGACUCCAUGCUGGCUCUCUCUCAGGAUCUUCAAGCGGCUCGAGCCCUGACUGUGAUAUCCAUCCUUCUGACCGUCCUGGCUGUAUUGGUGUCCAUUGGUGGAGCCAAGUGCACUAAUUGCAUUGAAGAAGAGUCAUCCAAAGCUAAAGUCAUGAUCUUCGGAGGGGUGCUGUUCAUCGUAGCUGGGCUUAUGCAGCUGAUUCCUGUAUCCUGGUCUGCCAACAGCAUCAUCAGGGACUUUUACAACCCUUUGCUGCCUGACGCCCGGAGACGGGAGAUGGGAGCAGCACUCUACAUCGGCUGGGCAGCAGCCGCACUCCUGAUUUUGGGUGGAUCGUUGCUUUGUUGCUCCUGCCCUCCACAGGAGAAAAAAUAUAACCCGUCUCGGAUGCCGUAUCCUGCGUCUCGCUCGACAGGUGGGGGAGGAUAUGACAGAAGAGACUAUGUGUGAAACAAACAAAGGACAACUCUGAACUCAGUGUUGCAGUGUUCAAUGCAUGGGCAAGAUUUUCUGGAAAAAAGUGAAAAUACGCCAUACAUUCUCCAUCGUGGGGGAACCAUGUCUUAUGAAGUUGUUUGAUGUUUUAGUUUUUCAUGUAAGUGCGAUGUUGGCUGUUCAGAGUAUAAGGACACUUACAGUGAGGAAUUACCUUUUGUAAUUGUUUUGAACAUGCAUGCUAGGUCAGUUACGUUCAACUGAAAUCUCAACGUGACAUCAUUUUCAGUUAACUGGGGUGUAUAAAGUCAAUUUAUUG